Centropristis striata (black sea bass) is the source of this 1893-nucleotide messenger RNA. It is a transcript of the gene pars2, whose product is annotated as prolyl-tRNA synthetase 2, mitochondrial. The coding region runs from base 175 to 1614 and encodes 479 amino acids. The transcript is spliced from 4 exons. Gene Ontology annotation, cellular component: mitochondrion; cytoplasm. Gene Ontology annotation, biological process: prolyl-tRNA aminoacylation. The record is from RefSeq and is a predicted model, not a curated record. NCBI's taxonomy places the organism in Eukaryota, Metazoa, Chordata, Actinopteri, Perciformes, Serranidae. Gene Ontology annotation, molecular function: ATP binding; proline-tRNA ligase activity.
AGACAGCAUGGUGCAGGAACCUUUAGUGGUCUGAAGUCUGUCAACUUUACAGAAAUGAAACUUGUUUGCUUAUUUACUCAGAUAAUAUACUCGGGAACAAUCAGACAAUAGUUGUCGUCUCUCAGGAGUUUCAGCUCUACCUGACUUGUCUCCUCUAAUAGGUCUGGAUCUGCCAUGGAGCCCAUAAUGAAUCAGCUUUGGCCAAGAGUCUUCCAGUGGCUCCACAGAUCUUCAGUACAUCUCCGGAGAAACCAUUCAGGAUGUGCUGAACAUGCGACUUUUCCUGCCUCCACCAACUCCAGACGAAUCAAACCCACUCUCCUGGUGUCGCGCCUCUACCAACCUUCAAACCUGCGUGAUGUGGGACUGCAAGGAGAGAUGACUUGUAAGAGCCAAAGGCUCAUGCAGCAGGCCGGCCUCAUCCAUCCAUCCAACCCCGGCUGUUACUACUACCUUCCUGCCACUGUCCGCUCCAUGGAGAAGCUGGUGAGAGUCAUUGACCAAGAGAUGCAGGGGAUCGGCGGACAGAAGGUGGAUAUGCCCAGUUUGUGCUCAGCUGAUCUCUGGAAAACCAGUGAGCGCUGGGACCUGAUGGGAAAGGAGCUGUUUCGUCUGAAGGAUCGCCACGGAGCUGACUACUGCCUGGGACCCACACACGAGGAGGCGGUGACGACUCUGGUCGCUCACCAGUCGACUCUCUCCUACAAACAGCUGCCUCUGCUCCUCUAUCAGAUCACCCGCAAAUUCAGAGAUGAACCAAAGCCGAAGUUUGGUCUGCUUCGAGGGAGGGAGUUCUACAUGAAAGACAUGUACUCAUUUGAUGUAAGUGAAGAAGCAGCUUACGAGACUUACGAAUCUGUGUGCCACGCAUACACCAGGCUCUUCGCUCGACUGGGUCUGCGAUGCGUUCAGGUGCAGGCAGACACGGGCAACAUCGGCGGUAAACUCUCCCAUGAGUUCCAGCUGCCAGCGGACAUCGGUGAAGACCGGCUUCUGGUCUGUGGGAACUGCUCCUUCUCUGCAAAUGUAGAGACCAUGUCAUCAGACAGAACUGACUGCCCACAGUGCAAAACUGGCACGCUGGUAGAUUCAAAGGGUAUAGAGGUCGGCCACACCUUUUACCUGGGUAAAAAGUACUCUCAUAUAUUCAACGCCACCUUCAGUAACGCCCACAACAAGCCCAGCGUUGCAGAAAUGGGCUGCUUUGGUCUUGGAGUAACUCGUAUUCUUGCUGCAGCCAUUGAGGUUUUGUCAACAGAAGAAGGAAUCCGCUGGCCAGGCCUUCUCGCCCCGUACCAGGUGUGUGUUUUACCCCCAAAGAAGGGCAGUAAGGUGGAUGAAGCGGCGGUCUUAGCUGAGGAACUGGUUCACACUUUGGGCAAGACGCUGCCUCAUUUGAGAGGUGAAGUUGUUCUUGAUGACCGUACACAGAUGACCAUUGGGAAGAGAUUGAAGGACGCCAGCAAACUGGGCUACCCGUAUGUUAUUGUAGUGGGGCAGGGAGCUCUGGAGGAAGCACCUCGGUUUGAGGUGAUCUGUCAGCAGACCGGCGAGACCAUGUUUCUCAGUAAAGAUGGACUUUUAGAUCUUCUGGGAAGAGUGGAAACUGUAUGAAAAACAACUCUGAAUAUAUGUUUUAUUUUAUCUUUGUUUGUAUGACAUAUUCAGUAAGGGGGGGGGGGGUUGUCUAAGAGGACUGUCUAAGAGAAGUGUCUUUUUGGUUAACAAAGAUAUAAAACCUGUAAUUUACAUAGUGGUUGCUGAUUGGCUUAAACUUAUUCUCGCAACAAAAGCUUGAUAAUGGACCUCGGGUGGUUACCAUGAUGUAAUAUACAUUUUGUAGCAGCCUUUCGUGUUUCCUUGCAAAUAAAAUCAUGAAGUUAACUGAAAUAA